UCCGAAACAUUGGAGUGUUGGACCCCGGAGACCGUGGCAGCUGUUGCUACUCCCAGACCCUGGUGAUUGGGCUCAGCGGCCGUCGGAGGCCGAGCGAGCGGGAUGUUACGGGGUCUGGGCAGCUGGUUCGGCUUGGAACAGGGGUCGACAGGAGGUGAACCUCCGGCCGGGGGUAGCCCCGAAGAGGCGGCGGCGAGAGAGCCCGAGCAGCGGCCGAAGGAGUCGCGGGGAGGGGACGAAGAACUUUUCCAUCAGGCCAGAGGCCUCGGCAAUUACCUAUUUAACUUUGCCACUGCUGCUACAAAAAAGAUAACUGAAUCAGUUGCUGAAACAGCACAGACAAUUAAGAAGUCAGUAGAAGAAGGGAAAAUAGAUGAUAUCAUUGACAAGACAAUCAUAGGAGAUUUUCAGAAGGAACAAAAAAAAUUUGUACAAGAACAACAUACGAAAAAGUCAGAAGCAGCAGUGCCUCCAUGGGUUGACAGUAAUGAAGAAGAAACAAUUCAGCAACAAAUAUUGGCCUUAUCUGCAGAUAAAAGAAACUUCCUUCGUGAUCCUCCGGUGGGUGUUCAAUUUAAUUUUGACUUUGAUCAAAUGUAUCCUGUGGCUCUGGUAAUGCUUCAAGAAGAUGAACUACUGAACAGAAUGAGAUUUGAUCUUGUUCCUAAACAUGUAAAAGAGGAAGUAUUUUGGAGGAAUUAUUUUUAUCGUGUCUCCCUGAUUAAACAAUCUGCACAGCUGACUGCACUGGCAGCCCAGCAGCAAGCUGUGGAAAAGGAGGAAAAAUACAAUGGCAGAGAAGGUGACUCACAGUUGACAGAGGCAGUACGACCUAAAACCCCACCUGUUGCAAUUAAAUCUCAACUUAAAUCUCAAGAGGAUGAAGAAGAGAUAUCAACUAGCCCUGGUGUAUCUGAAUUUGUUAGUGAUGCCUUUGAUGCUUGUAACUUUAAUCAGGAAGAUCUAAGAAAGGAAAUGGAACAGUUAGUUCUUGACAAAAAGGAAGGGGAAAUAACUGUAUUGGAAGAAGAAUCUACAGAUUGGGAAAAAGAACUACAGCAAGAACUUCAGGAAUAUGAAGUGGUAACAGAAUCAGAGAAGCGGGAUGAAAACUGGGACAAAGAAAUUGAAGAAAUGCUUCAGGAAGGAAAUUAACAGUUUCAUGUAAUAUAUAUCUUUAAACAGUCCACACACUGACAUGAAAUUCUGUUAGCAGCCUGAACUCCCUUAAGAAAAAGAAACUGAAGAGUAUGUAAUGGCACAUUUAAGAUCAGUUUAUAGGGGGAAACCAGCAUUAUUUCUUUAUAAUUGAAUAUAAUUCAUUCCUAAUAAUCACCAUAACAAUUGCUUAUUUGAAUACUUAGGAACCCUACAGGCUAUAAUUGAUGUAAAUGUAGAAGAAAAUGAAGAAAGAUUUUAGAAUACUUUGAGAAAUUUUAGAAUUUCUUUGAGGUUAAAAGUAGGACAUCAUUAAUUUAUUCUUUAUGCAGAGUUUUAUAAAAUUUCUUCAUAUUUGUACUUUUAUCACUGAAAGUGCUCUGUACAUAUGCAUUAAAAUACGUCAUUCUCUUUAA
This is a messenger RNA of Sarcophilus harrisii (Tasmanian devil), 1574 nucleotides long. RefSeq names its product synapse associated protein 1 (gene SYAP1). Bases 103 to 1155 code for a protein of 350 amino acids. Gene Ontology annotation, cellular component: cytoplasm; synapse. The transcript has 9 exons. The record is from RefSeq and is a predicted model, not a curated record. NCBI's taxonomy places the organism in Eukaryota, Metazoa, Chordata, Mammalia, Dasyuromorphia, Dasyuridae.